Galdieria sulphuraria is the source of this 2439-nucleotide messenger RNA. RefSeq lists its product as uncharacterized. Bases 5 to 2260 code for a protein of 751 amino acids. The record is from RefSeq and is a predicted model, not a curated record. The transcript is spliced from 2 exons. Lineage: Eukaryota; Rhodophyta; Bangiophyceae; Galdieriales; Galdieriaceae.
AAAAAUGCCCAAAAAGGCGCCAACUCCUCUUGUUUCUUUACAAGUUGCUCAACGAGCGUUGAACUCUUUCGGACAUACUGUACAGAAAGCACCAUUCUUGCCACCUCCUGAUGAAUGUGAAUGCAACCAAUCACUGCAAAUACUUGCCAAAUAUUUGGAGGACGUGAAUAGGCUUCGAGCGAACGAAGAUAAGAAAUUUUCCUUGUUGCGCUUCCACAGAAACCGAACAGAGUACAAGGAAGAAGAAGAGAAAUUCUGUUUUUCUAUCGUCCGUUCUUUAGUAUAUGCGUACAAACAAUUGAAAAGUUCACCCAGAUUAGUGGGACUCGUCUCGAAAGUGUUGCAGACCUCGGGUUUAGCACUUUUCGUUUUAGAGCCUGAACGAAGAAAUUGUGUAAUGACAGUAUUCCAACACGCAGCUUCCCUUUCCACCAAGAGACAAUGGAAAACUUUGCUCAGUACACUUUGCGAAACCGCUGUCUCAGUAACUGGUAUAGUUGGUGAUUGGAUUGCUACAGAAAUUCUAAGAGCAGCUUUUGAAGUCACGGCGUCGUCAAACUGGGCUCUGAGAGAACAUCUUUAUAUUGCUGCACUGGUGGAAGGAACUUUAAAUGCACUGAAGCAAAACAGCCUGAAAGUUUCCUUUUUGGAGCAACUGGUAUCUGAUACAAGAACUUCGCUAGAAAGACGCAGCGAUAUGCAGAGUAGAAGCUUAGGCUUUAUGAUACUGGCCGGUGUCAUAAGAGCCUGGAAUCCCGAGGAUGCUUUCAACGACAGCUAUCGUACAGUACAUAAUCUUUUCAAGCAGGAGAUAGAACGUGCUACGCAGGAUAGUAUUUACAGUGCCAAUAUAACUUGUGAACAGGACUUUGGUAUUAUUCUGUAUACAGUGACAGUGUCUUGUGGAAUUGCUGCCAGUUGCAAGCGAAUCGACUCCUUGUCUUCUACCAUUUUCAUACUGGCACAUUGCCUAGACUAUUUAUCUGCACCUUUUUUACGAAGACAAAAAUUUUUCCAACCUCUUGAUGAAGAUUCUUGGAACAUUCUUUGCUACCAUUCCACCUCGUUCGGAUAUGCAGCUGCAGAAUUACUUAUUCGCAACCCCAAACAGCAUAUUACUUCAUUCUUUCACAAUAAGUUAUUAAAUACUUGCCAAGAAGUUUUCAAUUCUUGUAAAAGUUGGCCAGUUUCCCAAGAUAGCUUAGUAGAAUAUGCAAGGAUGGCCGUUUUGGGUAUAUGGAGGAUGGUUUCCUCCUUUUCUAAUCAUAUUUUUGAAACAGUGGAAGAACUUUACCGUUCCAAAAAUCUCUCUACAAUACAUGAUGGUGUCAAUCUGAUUUCCAUAUUAGAUUCGAUAUCGAUGAUUGGAUAUUUUUGCCCCUCCCUUGUGGAGCGACAAAGUAUUAUCGCCAAUGCAAUGCAAGCUGCAGCUCAUGCAUCUCCUGAAGGAGAAUAUACUUCCGAGUUUACGAAACUUUUGUUGGAUUACUGGCUGGAAACAUUUCAUUCGCAUCGAGAAGACUUGAACGUUAGCAAUGCGCGAAACAAGCAUCUAGUAGCAGCCAGUCGGAUUACUUGCAUAUUGGACAGUAUUGUAUCCAGCAUCCCUUAUUUGAAUGUCAACGCGUUAACGGAGAAGCAGCCACAACUUUUUUCGUUGCUCUUUUCUAUAUUUUCUAUUGACAUGCCAUCUUUGGUUCUCAGCUGUCACGCUAUCUUUCGAACAGGUAUGGCAAGUCACAAACAGCGUGCGGUAUUUUUACCCUUUGUUUUAUCCUAUUGGAAGCAAACCUUGUUGCAAUAUCCCAAAGUAUUAUCAGCUGUCGACCUGAUAUCCAGUUUGGAUGCGCUGCUUCAGUUAGAAACCCCAAGUGCGACGUUAUUUACCUUGAGUCAGCACGAGGACUCUGAUAGCAGCAAGCAUAGCUUUUCGACGAGUGAUAUUCUUUUUGGGUGUUUGAUCAGUUUAGCGGAUGAGAUCGACCAAAGAUGGAAAGAAACACAGCAAAGUCGCCCUCUAGCUAUUGCAAUGGCCCGCGGUUUGCUAAAGUGUCCUAUAUCUUCGUUGGACAUUGUUUUUCGAAGUUGGGAGUAUCUUUUGAAACGCAGAGAGUCUUCAGAGAAUACUUCAUUGUUGAGUUUACUGCGUCAAGUUGUUGAAGGUGUCGACGCUGUACGCAAACCAUAUUUGAUUCGAUGGUAUGUCAAUCUAUUGAAUCGAUAUGGGAAGAGUUGGAUGGAAAAAGGUGGAAAUUUAUAAAUGGAAGCAUUGACGCAAUCCAUUCAUGGUUUGAAAGGACUCGUGAUAACUGACCGAGACGGUGUCAUUAUAUACCAAAUAGAACGCUCACCUGGUGCUGCUACCCGUUGUGCAGAGUUUUCAACCGCGUUUUCUAGUGGUUUCGAUCAAACAGCAAAGUUAUCCGUGGGUGCUUUUAG